Messenger RNA from Saccostrea echinata, 1171 nucleotides. RefSeq lists its product as uncharacterized. The transcript has 4 exons. Bases 71 to 1117 code for a protein of 348 amino acids. Lineage: Eukaryota; Metazoa; Mollusca; Bivalvia; Ostreida; Ostreidae. The record is from RefSeq and is a predicted model, not a curated record.
CCAGGUGACAUCCAACAAAAUGUUAGAUUUGUAAGAGCCUGAAGAGGAAAUAUUUAUUGUAGACUGCUCAAUGAAACAAGAAAUGGCUGGGACUGCCAGGAGAGUUAUAUAUGUGUACAAAGGACUAGGAGCUUUGGAAGAAAACUGUAAGGUUCUGAUGUCACAGCUGAUGCGAUUUGUGAACCCUUGUGUUCAUGCCAUCCAGUUUAUAUCUCCAGAGGAAACAAUCAUUGGUAGUUGGUGUGACACUGCAGCUCUCUAUGUGAUUGGAGGAGGGUAUGAUCUUGGACUUAUUGAAGCUUUAGGACCAGCAGGCAUGAACAAGAUCCAAGAGUAUGUACACCAUGGAGGCUCCUACUUGGGAAUUUGUUCUGGGGCUUAUUUUGCCUGUAGUUACAUUGAGUUUGACAAAGGAGGACCCCUGGAAGUGUGUGGAGACAGGCAACUGAAAUUCUAUCCUGGAGGAAAGAUUGGGCCUUUGUAUGGACCAUACAAAUAUAACUCUGACUUUGGAUCAAGGGCAGCAUCAUUAAAGUGCCACAUUCCUCAGCCAGUCAAACUGACCAAUGAUGCCCCAUGGUCUAAUUCACCAAUCGGCACCAAGAAUGGAUUCAAGUCUCACAAGAUGGAGGAAUUUUAUGCUUACUUUAGCGGUGGAGGAUUCUUUUAUCCUUAUCCCAAAGGGAGUUUCGAGACCGCAAAAGUUCUGGACAGCUAUCACACAAAUAACGGCAUCCACGGUGAAGAGCAGACUUAUUUCAUUGAAUUGGUCAAAUCAGAUAUACAUACCUCAGUAAAUUCAUGUCCAGAAGAUCAACAAUGCAAGCCUACCUCUAGUAAUCAAUGUCAAGAACGUGAUGUAGAAGUUUUAUGUACAUACUCUGAACUUAAGGGGGAACCUGCUGCUAUUGUCAAGUGUAAGGUGGGAAAAGGACAGGCUGUACUGAGUUCUGUACAUAUAGAGUAUGACAGUCAGUGUCUUGACAUUAAGGAUGUUUAUCUAAAACCCAUCAUUGAAUCUCUGAAGAAUUUUGACUUUGAACAAAGCAUAAUGUUUAGAUAUAUGUUAAAAUGCUUAGGUGUUAGCAUUAAUUUAGAUGAUAAGCAUAAAGUAUAGUUACAUUAAAGUAUCUGAAUAAAAGUAUAAAAAUAUACAUAUUUUACAACAAAU